AUGACUAUAACCUUGAAUAUAAAGGUUAAUUCUGAGACAAAUUUUACGGUAGAGGCUGAACCUUCCUUUACUGUAAAGGAAUUAAAGAUAUUAUGUGAAUCACAAUCGAAUAUUGAGGCGCAAAAUCAACGCUUAAUUUGUAAGGGCAAGCUUUUGAAGGAUACAGACAUUCUUUCCGAUGUAGGGGCAGUUGAUGGUGCCACGGUUUACCUGGUUCGUAGCCAAGUCAACAAAACGCAAUCAGCUGCUCCUAAGCAAAAUACUGUCCCUCAACCCACAUUACAGACUACAAAUCAACCUGCUGGUCAAACACAAACGUCUGGACUUGGAUUUCAACAACAAGGGUUUCAGCAAGGAUUUUCUGGAUCUCAGCAACCAGGAUUUCAAGCUAACCCCUUCCAAAGCAUGCUUGCUGGUGGAUUUCCCAAUUUAGAUCCCACUCAAAUGAUGGAGAUUUUGAAUAGUCCAAUGGCACAGGAAGCUAUGCAGAGAUUGAGCCAGAAUCCAGAAGUUUUGAGGAAUAUUUUGCAGAACUCAUCUUUGAUGACUCCCAUGCUUGAACAAAAUCCUAUGCUAUCAGAAAUGCUAUCAAACCCGGAAUUGAUGAGAAGUAUGUUGAGACCCGAGGUUUUACAAGCCGGAUUGCAAAUGCACCAAGCCAUGCAGCAGCAGCAACAACAACAACCUGGGACUCAAACCAAUCCAAUAGGUUCACAAAAUCCAGACUUCAGCAACAUGAUGAGGCAAAUGAUGAAUGUAUUUCAGCAAAAUCCAUCUGUUGCACAGCCCACAGCACCACAGGUAUAUACCGACCCGAGGCCUCCGGCUGAAAGAUUUGCAACUCAGCUACAGGCAUUGGCUGAGAUGGGAUUCAUUGACACUGAAAAAAAUAUCACUGCACUUAUUGCGACCAAUGGCGAUCUCAACGCUACAGUGACCAGGCUGCUUGAAUCCAAUUUUUGA
This is a messenger RNA of Babesia microti strain RI, 963 nucleotides long. RefSeq names its product ubiquilin. Gene Ontology annotation, molecular function: polyubiquitin modification-dependent protein binding. The record is from RefSeq and is a predicted model, not a curated record. Lineage: Eukaryota; Apicomplexa; Aconoidasida; Piroplasmida; Babesiidae. The coding region runs from base 1 to 963 and encodes 320 amino acids. Gene Ontology annotation, cellular component: cytosol. Gene Ontology annotation, biological process: ubiquitin-dependent protein catabolic process. The transcript has 4 exons.